Messenger RNA from Vollenhovia emeryi, 2827 nucleotides. RefSeq lists its product as uncharacterized. The coding region runs from base 374 to 2419 and encodes 681 amino acids. The transcript has 5 exons. The record is from RefSeq and is a predicted model, not a curated record. NCBI's taxonomy places the organism in Eukaryota, Metazoa, Arthropoda, Insecta, Hymenoptera, Formicidae.
CCGUUGCGUCGAGUGCGCCAGGACGAUGGCGCAUCCCGUUUAAAUCACGGCCGCUCGUAAACAAACCGGCCAGGAGUCGUGAAUUUAGCGGAUUACAAUUGUUGAGAGAAACAAGCUGCACUAAUCACGCUGUGUCUGAUAAAUAACGUAACUAUCUUCCACAAUCACGGCUGAUGCUAACAGAACUUUCGAUUGGUGUCGAACUAACCUAGGACACUAGGUUAUGCAGUUUUUUCUUCAUUAAGCUCAUUUCUACGAAUUUCACUCUGUAGAGUCUUUCGCACGCGAAUAGUUGUUUCACAAGUCAAUUUAGUUUAUUCUGCUCGCUGGUGUUUAUUCAGAUUGGAGGAAUUGUUUCUUCAACGACGUAAAUAUGUCCAAGACCAAAACCAGCAGCGUGAGCAACAACAAGGAAUAUAGCAGCGCAUCUUCUUAUACGUCUUCGUCACUGUCGUCGGACGAAGAGGAAAUUGAUGCGAGAGAUUUAAAGCCAAUCAGAGAUUAUUUGUUUAAUCGUAAAGAAUUAGCCCGGCAGCUUUUUAAAUCUGUUAAACCAGAAAAGAUUCGUCUCAUGCUGCCUCAGGUUCUUAAACAAAUGGAUUUAAGCGAACUUGAAGAAUGGUGUGAGAGCGAGCUAAAUGGUAUGUCGAAAGCUCGAAUAUUGUCUAUAUUAAAUAGCAAACCUAUGUUGGAAUCUUCAGACACGAGUGAAUAUUCUGAUGAUUCGGGACCGUCCUUAGAAAUCAUUUCUGAUACGGAGGAAUGGUUAACCGAUGAUGAUAUAUCGAAAAAGGAGAAUGGUGGAAAAGGAAAGUUAAAAAGAGACAAGACAAAAGUUAAAGGAAAAACGCAAGCUAAUAAGAAAAACAAUUUAAAUAAGUCUAAUGUUAAAGCAAAAUGCAACAUUAAGAGUGAGAGUAAAACUGAGGAUGUUAAAAUUAAAAAGGAAGACGACAAAGAUAAAGGGAAGGAGGGUGAUAGCUUAUUGGAUUUAUUAGAAUUAGAAAUGCGAGCUCGCGCAAUAAGAGCUUUGAUACGAAAAGAGGAGGAUAUAAUUCCAUCCACUGACCCGUCGCAAGUGAAUGACAGUCAAGCGACAGACAAUAGUACUGAAACAUCCCAAGAUGACAAAGCGAAAGAGAAUUGUCGCAAGCAAUUAGAAAGAAUUAUUAGUUCUCAACAAAAUGCUAAAGGCGAGGAUGAAGAUGUUGUUUUAGUAAUUCCUAAACCUGCACCAGUUGUCGAGUUAUUGUCUAGCGAUAGUGGGGAGGAAUCAGAGACGAAUCAAAAAUUGAAAAACGAACGUACGUCGAAAGCUGGAAAAUCCGCGGGUAAUUCAGAUGAAAGUUCUACUAAGACCGGCACACAAGAUUUGAAGGAGAGAAAAGAUACUCAAGAUAGUAAUACAAACUCCACAAGUGACACAAGUAAAACAAUAAUGCCUGUGAGAAAUGUAGAUAUAAAGAACAAUAUGUUAUCAAUAUCGAUUUCUGCGAAUAACGUUGCCGAGAAACGUAAGAAAUCCAAGAAAAAAUCACGUGGAAAAUUACAACUUGCUUCUACUACUACAAACUCUUCAGAGUCAAAACAGAUUAAUAUUACCGAUAUUACAGAAAAAUCAAGUAAUAAAAGUAAUAGUGUUAAAUCGACAAUAGAUGCUUCUGACGAAAAUAAAAGUACAGUCGAAGAAGAAGAUAAAACAGAAGAGAAAGUGGCAGAAGAAAGUAAAGUCGAAGAAGAGAGAUCGACAGAUAUAGAUGAUAUUGAUUUAGAUGAUUACUGUGAAGUUAUGGAUAUAGAAAAUAGCGAUGAGGAUAAAAGUCAAGACAAAAUUGUCGUCCUUUCUCAGCAAGAAAAUAAGCAGUCAACAUCCCAAACCAUUUUACCAAAGUCGGAUUCAGCAGAAACUUGGGCGUCGCGUUAUUAUCAGACGGACGAUGUCCAAAGUGUAAUAAAAGAAUCGAAAAUACAAUCUGAGAUUCGGAAACGUUUGAGGGAACGUCAAAGAUUAUCCAAACUGAGUAAAUCGCCAAACUUGAAUGCAUCUGCACAGCCAUCGGCAACUGAUGCAACUGUUACAUUUGAAAAAGCUCCAACGGGAUCAGUGGAAGAAUAUUUGGCUCUGAAGCGUGCACUGAAUUCAAAUAUUGGUAACAUUGAUAAUGCUAUGACACAGGUACAAUGUACUAGUAACAUCGAUAAUACUACGCAAGAUAAUACUAUGCAAGAUAAUCCUGCAGUUACUGAUUCUGAUGAUGAUGUAGAAGUAAAAGAAAUUUUAGUGCAAGAUGAAAGUAUUUCUUCCCAUCAAGAAUGCAUAGAUAACGAUGCACAGAAACCUGUAACUUCCGAAGUAGUUAUUGCCAAACCAACAGAAUUAGUCGCUGAUACAGAAAUUAGUAUACCUGAAUCCACUUAAAUUGUACUCAAUAUUAACAAGCAUAUUUUUGAAAAGAUAUAUUUCAAAAAUUACACAUACUUAUGUGUUAUAUACAUGUGUAAUAUAAAAUGGUGAGAAUAAUAGAGAAAAUUUUGCAGAUAUAGCAAAUUUUUAGUUUUUUUUAUAGUUACUUUACUAUAAAAUACAACAAAAAUAAUCGUUUAUUCUUAAGACACGUUAAAAUUUUGUACAAAAUUUCUAACAAUGAUUUAGAUAUUUAUAUAAAAAGUAAUAGUAUAGAUAAUAUUGUAUUUUAAAUAUACUAUUGUGUGUAUGUAUAUCAUAGUAUGUGAACCUUUUUUCAAUUACAUGCUUAUCGCAUACUCACUCGAAAGUUUGCUUUAAAUUGUAAAGUUUGUGUAAUUAUAAUUCAAGGAAAUAUUUGAA